Molossus molossus (Pallas's mastiff bat) is the source of this 909-nucleotide messenger RNA. It is a transcript of the gene MRPL18, whose product is annotated as mitochondrial ribosomal protein L18. Gene Ontology annotation, biological process: translation. Bases 65 to 625 code for a protein of 186 amino acids. Gene Ontology annotation, cellular component: mitochondrion; ribosome. Gene Ontology annotation, molecular function: 5S rRNA binding; structural constituent of ribosome. Lineage: Eukaryota; Metazoa; Chordata; Mammalia; Chiroptera; Molossidae. The record is from RefSeq and is a predicted model, not a curated record. The transcript has 4 exons.
AUGGCUGCGGCCAGCUUGACAUGGGGUCGCGGGUGAGGAAAGGAGGCGAAGGUUUCCCUAGGCUAUGCCCUUGAUCCCCUCAGCGAUGGCGCUACGGUCACGGUUCUGGGAGCUGUCGGUUUGCAGGAACUUCGGGCGUGGGGUCGCCGCGCUCUCCACCGGUUCCAGGCCAGAGGUAAAGCCGGAAGUAGACCCUCUGGGAAAUGAAGCCGUUGCCCCCGAGUUCACCAACCGGAACCCCCGGAAUCUGGAGCUCUUAGCGGUGGCCAGGAAAGAGAGGGGUUGGGGGACAGUGUGGCCCUCCCGUGAGUUCUGGCACAGGUUGCGAGUUAUAAGGACUCAGCAUCAUAUAGAAGCACUGGUUGAGCAUCGAAGUGGCCAGGUUGUGGUUUCUGCAUCCACACGUGAAUGGGCUAUUAAAAAGCACCUUUAUAGGACCAGAAAUGUGGUGGCAUGUGAGAGUAUAGGACGGGUGCUGGCGGAACGAUGCUUAGAGGCAGGAAUCAACUUCAUGGUCUACCAACCAACUCCUUGGGAGGCAGCCUCAGACUCGAUAAAACGACUACAGAGUGCUAUGGCAGAAGGUGGUGUGGUGCUACAGGAGCCUCGGCGAAUUUAUGAAUGAAAUAGGAGCAUUGUUUGGAACUUGUAAAUAUCAAGCUGUCGGCUACUUCAUCCAUCAGAAGAGGGCACCUGGAAGAACUGCCAACUUGGAAGUUUAUGCAGUAAUGUAACUGCAGAAUAUUGUUAGCAGUUACGAUCAUCCCCUUCUCCCCUUGUGUGUGGGAACUAAAGUCUUCCGCUCUCUUGGACAUGAGGGAAGAGUCUGAGAAAAGCUGUCACCAAUUACAAUUAACGUUUGAAGGACAAAUGAAAUGUUAAGAAUAAAGGCAUAGUAUGAACUUUUAA